CGCCUAAUGGGCAUGAACACAUUUCCGACUCCUGUCCCGGCUUAUUGAUUCGAUUCCCCAAUCGAAUCGCCGCCCCCCUCAAACCCUAUCUUAGCUUCUGCCGCCGGCGACGUCGAUAGCCGUUGAUCAUCUCACGCCUUCUUCUUCUUCCUGGUGGCAAGAUGUUGGGCGAGACCCAGCUGCCCGUGACGGCGCUGAUCGGUCGGAAGCGGCGCUGGGACAAGGACGACGCCGCCGCCAGCUACGAAGAAGCCAGCGAUGGUACCCCGAAGGAGCAAGCCCCUAUGGAGAUCGCGGCCAGCCCAACAACCCGCGACGAGGAGAAGCAGGAGGACGAGGAUAUGGGUCUUCCGGCCUGCAAGAUGGGUGAGCAACCCCUUACGGAAAUUGGAAGUUCGAUCGUCUCGAUUGUGGAGGAGAAGGAAGUGACCGAGGAGCUUGAGAUUCCAAUGUGGGACAGCGAUGAUGAUGAUGGUGAGUUUAUGCUCAAGGCAAAGGCAGAGCUCGAGGAGCUUCACAUUGCCUGUGUCAAAAGCAUCACCGAAUUGGAUCCUAAGUCGAAACUCUUGGUCCCUACCCGCUUCUGCAGCUUCAAUAUAGCCGGCUUCGACCUCGAUAAAGAGUCUAAGUUUGGCCUUGGGCCGCCGCUUGAUAGCAAUAUAACUCCUGAGUUGGAGAAGUACAUGGUGACGUCAGCCGUCAACGUCAUUUCCGUCAAAGUAAUUGAAUCUGACCGGGGUUAUCCAAUCAGCAUAUAUGGUACUGUUCUUGCAAGGGAUAGGAUUGACUACAGAUGUGGAAGGGAAGACCCCCUGAUGAUCAGCUCCAAGGAUGAUAUGCUAACAUUGACAGGUCCACGACGGGCAUUAGUUCCGCUGGAUAAUAUUUACUUUGAGUUCAAUCUGAGGGUGAAGGGUGAUGCCGGCGACGAAGAUUUUAGCAAAGGUGUAAUACAGCUCCAUGUCGUUCCCUAUGACAAUGAACCAAUCACAAGGGUGCUUAGUAGUUGGCUGAGCAGAGUGGAGUUGGUGCUCGCACCUGUUGAUGGUCCAGUGGCAGCUAGCCUUGAAGUCAAGAUUUUGAAAGGAGCACCACCUUUGACUGGCAAAAUAUGUGCUGGGACUAGUGAAAAUCCUGAGACUCAGAUGAUUGUGUAUGAUAGUAGAGAUAUGAAGAGCGGUUCCUCUGUUGUGUUAAGUCGCAACUUGGUAGCUGUCCCUGACCCGGAUGAAGAAGACGAUGAAAUUAUUGUCCAUGUUCGCUUCCUUAAUGAUGGCAAUGAUGUCGAUGACGAGGAUGCAGGCACCUUGGUCAGCGUAGCAUACCCUGCUGAAGAGCAAGUCUGCAGUCACGGCGCCUGGGAGCUGCAAGUGAACGUUGCCUGGACUGCCAUCCUGUCCAAGCCGAGGGCAAAAUAUAUCAUGAGAAGAGGGAGGAGUACGCCCAGAGCUUUUACUUGCCCUCAGUGUGAGCCUCUCUUCUGAUUGGUCUCUAAGUAACUUGUUCAGAAUUUCUGUUCCCGUCCUUGUACAUGUAAGAAGCAUGCACGACAUCA
This is a messenger RNA of Triticum urartu, 1555 nucleotides long. RefSeq lists its product as uncharacterized. Lineage: Eukaryota; Viridiplantae; Streptophyta; Magnoliopsida; Poales; Poaceae. The record is from RefSeq and is a predicted model, not a curated record.